Messenger RNA from Acanthoscelides obtectus, 3449 nucleotides. Lineage: Eukaryota; Metazoa; Arthropoda; Insecta; Coleoptera; Chrysomelidae. The record is from the annotation of a GenBank genome assembly.
CACAAGUUGAAGAAUCAAAGGUCAAUCCUUAAUUACUUUUCCAUGAUGUUUUGUCCAGACAUGCAAAAAGUGCAAAAGUCAAUCAAGUCAUCAACAUGAUUCAUAGCACGAAAUCCAUAGUGUUCUAGCAUUUUAGUUUCUAGAAUCUAGAAGAAUGUACAAAAGAUACAUCACGCGUAUCGCGUACACCGUAUAUAACCAUUUGAAUUUGACCACAUUUGUACUUUUGUACAUUCCACAAGCCACAAGUUCACAAGUACAUCGUGUACAUGUACAUGAGCGUACCAGUAUGGUAUAAUCUGUAGUACAAGGUACCGUUGCAAGGUACAAGUCGUACAAGUCUACAAUGAGACAGAUAUCCGAGACUCAUCGUAUCCCGAAUUAGUCCACAUAUGUGGGCUGUCAAGUGUUGAAUUAGAUUAACUGAUUUAUGCUUGAAUAGCUUUAGAAUUUCCAUCUAUCCAUCCAUCAUAUGUUUCAAGUUACUCUCAUUUCCAAAAAUACCCGGAAAAUAACGAACCCAACUUCUUGUUUAUGCGGCUUGGAAAAGGUUAUAUUCCAUAGUUUGAAUUUACCGCUUCAAUGGCAUCUUCUAGAAUGUUUCUGAUUGGCCAAUAAUCGAUAACCUGACAUUUGACAAAAAUCUCCGGAAACUUCUCAAAACGGAGCCGGUUCGUAAUCGUAGUUUCAUCGAUUUUCCCCACGUGAAGUUUAAAAAGUUAAAUUUAGUCAUUUUUGUAUAAAAUAUGUUGUCUGCAGCUCGUGUCAUCAGCAAAAAAGCUCUUGAUUGCUCAAGAGUAAACUUCGAAAGUGCCAGUAAACGAAAUUUCGGACAUUUGUUGAAUAAGAGCUUGUGCCCUACCUAUUCCUUACAUCCCAAGUAUGAUGGCCAUUUACGGAACAAGUCAGAGGGAGUUAAAGGUGCCGUCAUUGGCAUUGAUCUGGGCACAACAAACUCUUGUGUUGCUGUCAUGGAGGGUAAACAGCCAAAGGUUAUUGAAAAUGCAGAGGGAUCCAGGACCACUCCUUCAGUAGUUGCAUUCAGCAAAGAUGGGGAAAGAUUGGUGGGUAUGCCUGCCAAGAGACAGGCUGUCACAAACUCUGCCAACACAUUCUAUGCCACAAAGAGGUUGAUUGGUAGAAGGUUCGAAGAUGAGGAGGUCAAGAAAGACAUGAAAACCGUUUCAUACAAAAUUGUGAAAGCUUCCAAUGGUGAUGCCUGGGUGCAAUCUAGUGAUGGCAAGAUGUAUUCACCGAGUCAAAUUGGCGCAUUCAUCUUAAUGAAGAUGAAGGAAACUGCUGAAGCUUAUCUUAAUACUAAGGUUAAAAAUGCAGUCGUCACAGUACCAGCAUACUUCAAUGACUCCCAGAGACAAGCUACCAAAGAUGCUGGUCAAAUUUCAGGCUUGAAUGUACUUAGAGUAAUCAACGAACCAACUGCUGCUGCAUUGGCCUAUGGCAUGGACAAAACUGAUGACAAAAUCAUUGCUGUAUAUGACUUGGGAGGUGGUACUUUUGAUAUAUCAAUCCUGGAGAUUCAGAAAGGAGUAUUUGAAGUAAAAUCCACAAAUGGUGAUACUUUCCUUGGUGGCGAAGAUUUUGACAAUGUACUUGUCAAUCAUCUGGUAUCAGAGUUCAAGAAGGAACAAGGAAUUGACAUCACUAAAGAUCCAAUGGCAAUGCAACGUCUGAAGGAAGCAGCAGAAAAAGCAAAGAUCGAAUUGAGUUCCUCAUUGCAAACAGAUAUCAACUUACCUUAUCUCACUAUGGAUGCUUCUGGCCCAAAACACAUGAAUUUAAAAUUAUCACGAGCCAAAUUUGAAAGCUUAGUAGAUGGUCUGAUCAAGAGGACUGUUGAGCCUUGUCAGAAGGCUCUCAAGGAUGCUGAAGUCGCCAAGAGCGAUGUUGGAGAAAUUUUACUUGUUGGAGGUAUGACUAGGAUGCCGAAGGUUCAAAGUCUAGUGCAAGAGGUGUUUGGCAAGCAACCAAGUCGCGCUGUGAAUCCUGACGAAGCUGUUGCCGUCGGUGCUGCAGUGCAAGGUGGUGUUCUAGCUGGAGAUGUAACAGACGUUCUUUUGCUUGAUGUUACACCCCUAUCAUUAGGUAUUGAGACCCUUGGAGGUGUAUUCACUAGGCUUAUUACCAGAAACACGACGAUCCCGACGAAGAAGAGCCAGGUGUUUUCAACAGCUGCUGAUGGCCAAACUCAAGUGGAAAUCAAAGUCUAUCAAGGUGAAAGAGAGAUGGCGAACAACAACAAGCUGUUAGGUCAAUUUUCUCUAGUGGGCAUCCCACCUGCGCCUAGAGGAGUACCUCAAAUUGAGGUCACAUUUGACAUCGAUGCUAAUGGUAUCGUGCAUGUAUCUGCUAGAGAUAAAGGUACUGGUAAAGAACAACAGAUUGUGAUCCAGUCAUCUGGAGGCUUGAGUAAGGACGAGAUUGAAAAUAUGGUAAAGAAUGCUGAACAAUACGCACAACAGGAUAAAGUCAAGAAGGAAAGAGUUGAAGCCAUCAACCAAGCUGAAGGUAUCAUUCACGACACAGAAACGAAAAUGGAAGAGUACAAGGAUCAAUUACCAAAGGAAGAAUGUGAUAAAAUUAAGGAAGAAAUUGGUAAAGUUAGGGAACUGUUAGCUAAGAAAGAUGAUGCGGACCCAGAAGAAGUUCGCAAAGCUACCACUACUCUCCAACAGUCAUCACUCAAAUUGUUCGAGAUGGCUUACAAAAAGGCGUGGACACACCAUUCAACAGAGAGACAUCGUAAUCACCACGUGGCUUUCGACAGCGUCAAGAAGAGUGGAAACAGUGUGCUAAGGUAAUAAAGGGGUGUGAAGCCUAAGUGUCGAGAAAGGCGGGCUAUCUACUACAGCCAUUGCAUCACAAAUGUAUUUCAGAUUCUGCGCAUGUGGUAUCUCCCUAAUGGACGUAAAACGGAGACAACUUCAGUUUUGAUGAAUUGCAAGUAGAAUAUAUCUGUAUAUAUUGUUUAAAAACCCUGCGCACUACAUAUUCAAUAGUCACGCCCUCCUUAUCGACAGUAUUUUCUUCAUACAAAUACGUGUCAGUUUUCCCGCCUGUUUCCAGUCUUCUGGGAUUGUGCGGCGGGGCUGUUAUGUAAAAAACGUAUAACACGUAAAAAAAUAAAACGUCAUCUUGCAGACUAGUUAGUUCUUAGGGUGCAAAUAGUUAAUUCCACGUUUGCUCGCUAUGAUCGCUGUGAGCGUCCGUCAUCCAUGGAGGAAUGACUCGGCUACACGCAUUGUUGGUUGCAGAAAGCAAGUGUAUGUUAUGUGAAGCCGAGUAGUCUGUAGUGUUUAUCUCUGAGAAGAUGUGAAAGAAAGUUGUUUGAAUAGCAAGAUCGCAGCUGUUGAUUAUGUGUAUUGGUCUGAGUGUAUAUAAAAUCAGUGAUAUUUGCUAUGUGAUAAAAUUACUACUGAAUAUGCUGCCAA